UUUUGUAUUCUAUUUAUGAUUCUCUUAAGUGCAUUGCCUAAAAUAAAAUAAAUCGAAUCCAUAUUAGACUCGAGAUAUCCUCUUCACCGCUCGCUAUAUAUAUGGAAGUGUUAAUUGGAACACUAGAUCAUCAAAGGAAUUAAGUGCAUAAUCAGAGAAGUGGAAAGGAUUAAAAAAUGAGUUUUAUAACAGGAUCUACAGCAGAUACUUGGCAUCCAUCAAUGACUGCUGAUACAACAAUGGCUAGAUACUGGCUCAACUGGAGAUUUUUUCUUUGUGCUAUUUGGGUCAUGAUCUCAAUGAUUAUUGCAUCAUUUCUUAUAUCGAAAAACGAAAGCUUUCGUAAAGCGGAACGAGAUAAUGGAGAGAAUAAGCUAGAAGCUGUAGCGGAUUUGUAUGAUGAUGAGACUUGGAGACCAUGUCUGAAAGGAAUUCAUCCUGCCUGGUUGCUGGUUUUCAGAGUUUUUGCUUUCUCAGUGCUUAUGGUGCUGUUGAUUAUCUCUGUUCUUGUGGAUGGAGGCAGCAUUUUUUACUAUUACACUCAGUGGACUUUCACUCUAGUCAUAAUUUACUUUGCGCUUGGAUCAUUGUUCUCGAUACGCGGAUGUUACAUUUAUCAUAAAAGGAUCGGUGGAGAUAGAGUUGAUAAUGUAGAUGCAGAUUCAGAGCAAGGAAAUUGUGUUAUUCCUGUCCCCGGAGAAAGUCCUGAAGCCUUUUCGAUGAGAAAGAGAAAUGCAAUCUCCACUGAACAACUUGACAUGCGGAAACCAGCGGGGAAAUUGGUUUUUCUCUUUCAGAUAAUCUUUCAGAUGAAUGCAGGGGCUGUUAUGCUGACAGAUUGUGUAUUUUGGUUUGUGAUUGUUCCAUUUCUUGCACUCAAAGAUUACCACCUAACUGCUUUGGUAAUAAGUAUGCAUUCGAUUAAUGCUGUUUUCUUAUUCGGCGAUACUGCCUUGAACAGCAUGUCCUUUCCCUGGUUUAGGAUUGCAUAUUUCUUCGUAUGGACAAUAGUAUAUGUCCUGUUCCAGUGGAUUCUCCAUGUCUGUGUCAAAAUCUGGUGGCCUUAUCCAUUCCUUGACUUAUCAUCUCCAUAUGCCCCUUUAUGGUACUUCAUUGUAGCAGGGAUGCAUAUAGCAUGUUAUGGUAUUUUCAGUUUCUCUAUAAAGCUGAAACACACUCUAUUCACAAGAUGGUUCCCUGACUCGUACCAGUGCCGAAGGUAGCUGGAGAUUUAGAACUUAGAUAGCAAACUAUUUUUCGACUUCUCGAAGAAAACUCGAAUUUUCAGCAUAUGAAGUUGCAGAAAUAGAAUACAGCAGAACAAAGGGCAAAAGCUUACAAGAGAUAAACAUCAUUCUUUUCUUAGCUAAACUGAUGAAAACAAAAAAAUUCAUUCAGUUUGCAGGUUUUUGGAAGAUACACAAAUGGUCAAACAGGAAGCAGCAAUCUUAGGUUGUAAUGUAUACUAAAAAUGUCAUGGAAGCAGCAUUGUAACAAAAUAAACUGGAAAGAAUUUAUAGAAAAGUUUAAUUGCUUCCAA
This is a messenger RNA of Mercurialis annua (annual mercury), 1540 nucleotides long. RefSeq lists its product as uncharacterized. Gene Ontology annotation, cellular component: membrane. The transcript has 9 exons. Bases 177 to 1223 code for a protein of 348 amino acids. Lineage: Eukaryota; Viridiplantae; Streptophyta; Magnoliopsida; Malpighiales; Euphorbiaceae. The record is from RefSeq and is a predicted model, not a curated record.